Xenia sp. Carnegie-2017 is the source of this 516-nucleotide messenger RNA. RefSeq lists its product as uncharacterized. The transcript has 4 exons. The coding region runs from base 1 to 516 and encodes 171 amino acids. Lineage: Eukaryota; Metazoa; Cnidaria; Anthozoa; Malacalcyonacea; Xeniidae. The record is from RefSeq and is a predicted model, not a curated record.
AUGCUGUUCGUUUUUGAAAUGAGCGAAAACGUGAAUGGGGGAAACAAUGAGUUAGUUCCAGUCCUCAAAGAAGAAGUUGUCUCAAUUUAUAAUGAAAACUUCACUGACAUUCCCAAGGACAGGGAGCCAUAUUAUGUUAAAGUUCAACGAUGUGUCAUCGAAAAAGAUAAAAUUCCUAAAUGUGCAUAUUGUUGGCCCCAGCCAAAUACGACGAUAAAAGUCGAGAUUGUCGUUCCUGAUUUAAAAAACGACACAAAAUUUUACAAAUAUAUUGUAUAUAAUAAAACUUCUUGUUACAUGAGUACAAACUUAACAGCCUUGAACUUUCAUCAACACAAGAAUCUAUCUUCAAACGAAAUUAACGAAACAGAAUUUACAACAAAAGUAAAACACAAUCCACCAAACGUGAGAACAUGUAAUGACUAUUGCAAGCAUCCACAACCUCGUUUUCAUCUACACAGUGAAUAUACAAAGAUUCAACAAAAAACACAACGAACAUCAAAACACAAACCCUAG